AUGGACAUCACCUGAAUAGAAACCAAUCCUCCCCCCACACAAGAUCAUAAAAUGAACUGCCAGCCUUUCCAACAUAUGAGCAAGAGGCAAAUAAGAAAGCAUUGAAUCACAUGGACUAAAAACAAACCCUGAGCCAACUAUUCCUGCCAAUGCACAAACACCAUUACAAUGAGUCAACAAUGCACCUUUCGGCAUACCUGUAGUCCCACUUGUGUAGCAAAUUGUAAAAAUUGAAUCUGGCUUCGGAGGGUGUUCGUCACAAUGUGUGCCUUUAAUUGCAAGCUCUGAAAAGCUAUAAAUUUCAAUAUCAAGCUCUUUAGCUUUUUGUCUCAAUUGAGUAUCAACUGGCUCGAACUGAAUGAUAACUUCUAUACUGCCGAAAUGCUUAUCUUUUUUAUGUUUCAGCAGUUUUUCAGUUAA
Blepharisma stoltei is the source of this 420-nucleotide messenger RNA. The record is from the annotation of a GenBank genome assembly. Lineage: Eukaryota; Ciliophora; Heterotrichea; Heterotrichida; Blepharismidae.